Molecule: messenger RNA, 1712 nt
Organism: Pseudonaja textilis
Lineage: Eukaryota; Metazoa; Chordata; Lepidosauria; Squamata; Elapidae
Gene: KAT5
Product: lysine acetyltransferase 5
Biological process (GO): double-strand break repair via homologous recombination; regulation of DNA-templated transcription
Cellular component (GO): NuA4 histone acetyltransferase complex
Molecular function (GO): histone H4K16 acetyltransferase activity
Source: RefSeq, a predicted model, not a curated record
GGUUGGGCCUCCAGAAACCGGAAAUCGGACUCCACGGAUACUGGAAAGAGCGGUUCCGCUCCCGGGAAGUAGUUUCGGCAGAUGCCGGAAGAGAAGGCCCCGGCAAACGGCUAGAGCCUAAGAUGGCGGAGGUGGAGGAAGUGACCGAAGGGUGUAACCUCCCCGUGUUGCGCCGUAACCAAGAAAACGAGGACGAGUGGCCGCUGGCUGAAAUCCUGAGUGUCAAAGACAUCAGUGGCCGAAAACUUUUCUAUGUUCACUAUAUCGACUUCAACAAGCGCCUGGACGAAUGGGUCACCCACGACCGGCUGGACCUGAAGAAGAUCCAGUUCCCCAAGAAGGAAGCCAAGACGCCCACCAAGAACGGGCUGCCAGGAUCCCGGCCCAGCUCUCCGGAACGCGACGUGAGGAAGACUUUGGAUCUACAACCGGCCACUCCAUCCAGCGGUAAAACCCUACCUAUCCCGGUGCAGAUUACCCUCCGUUUUAACCUAUCUAAAGAGAGGGAGGCCAUCCCUGGCUCGCCCGACCAACCCCUCUCCUCCAGCUCCUGCGUCCAGCCAAACCAUCGUUCCACGAAACGGAAGGUGGAGGUGGUCUCUCCCGCGACCCCCAUCCCUGCUGUGAGCGAGACGACCCAGGCCUCGGUUUUUCCCCAGAAUGGCUCCGCCCGCCGAGCCGUGGCCGCCCAGCCGGGCCGGAAGAGGAAAUCCAACUGCCUCGGGACAGACGAGCAGGACUCCCAGGACAGCUCGGAUGGGAUCCCGUCGGCGCCGCGCAUGACGGGCAGCUUGGUCUCGGACCGCAGCCACGAUGACAUUGUCACCCGCAUGAAGAACAUUGAAUGCAUCGAACUCGGGCGCCACCGCCUGAAGCCCUGGUACUUCUCGCCCUACCCUCAGGAGCUGACCGCCCUCCCUGUCGUCUACCUCUGCGAAUUCUGCCUUAAGUAUGUCAAGAGCCUCAAGUGCCUCCAGAGGCAUCUGAUGAAGUGUGACUUGAGGCAUCCUCCGGGCAACGAAAUCUACCGCAAAGGAACCAUUUCCUUCUUUGAGAUCGAUGGCCGGAAGAACAAGAGUUAUUCACAAAACCUUUGCCUUCUGGCGAAAUGUUUCCUCGAUCACAAAACCCUCUACUACGACACGGACCCCUUCCUCUUCUACGUCAUGACCGAGUACGACAGCAAAGGCUUCCACAUCGUCGGCUAUUUCUCCAAGGAAAAGGAAUCCACCGAAGAUUAUAACGUGGCCUGCAUUCUGACAUUACCUCCCUAUCAGAGACGGGGUUAUGGCAAGCUGCUGAUUGAAUUCAGUUACGAGCUCUCCAAGGUUGAAGGGAAGACGGGCACGCCCGAAAAACCCCUCUCGGACCUGGGCCUCUUGUCGUACCGCAGCUACUGGUCCCAGACCAUCCUGGAGAUCCUCAUGAACCUCAAACUGGAGAACGGCGAGCGGCCACAGAUCACCAUCAACGAGAUCAGCGAAAUCACAAGCAUCAAGAAAGAAGACGUAAUCUCAACACUUCAAUAUCUGAACCUCAUAAAUUAUUACAAGGGCCAAUACAUCCUGACUCUCUCCGAGGACAUUGUGGAUGGGCACGAGAGGGCCAUGCUGAAGCGGAUCCUGCGCAUCGAUUCCAAGUGUUUACAUUUCACCCCGAAAGACUGGAGUAAGAGAGGGAAGUGGUGAUUUCAAAGGGCCCUUCGACCGGCA